Messenger RNA from Hibiscus syriacus, 686 nucleotides. Its product is annotated as squamosa promoter-binding protein 1-like. The record is from RefSeq and is a predicted model, not a curated record. Gene Ontology annotation, cellular component: nucleus. The transcript has 2 exons. The coding region runs from base 100 to 651 and encodes 183 amino acids. NCBI's taxonomy places the organism in Eukaryota, Viridiplantae, Streptophyta, Magnoliopsida, Malvales, Malvaceae. Gene Ontology annotation, molecular function: DNA binding.
CAACACAGGCCCUCCAUUAUUUAUAUCUCCCCCUCCUCCACUGCAAUCACACUGCAGGUUUUUCAGAGGAAAGGAGUGCUUCCAAAGCAAAAAAAAAACAUGAAUAAGGAUUUCUUACCCGAGGAGGCCGACAAUGACGCCCAAGAUGAAGAGGAAGAGGGUCUCGGUGGUGGUGAUCAUGGUUUUCCGGAAGAUGAAAAGAAGAAGAAAUCGUAUGGAAGGAGAGGAUCCGCAGGCGGGGGUGGGGUGUCGCCGCCUUCUUGUCAAGUCGAGAAAUGCGGACUCGAUUUAUCCGAUGCCAAGCGCUACCACCGGCGACAUAAAGUGUGUGAGAUUCAUGCCAAGGCGCCAUUUGUGAUCGUUGGUGGUGUCAGGCAACGCUUUUGUCAGCAAUGCAGCAGGUUCCAUGAGCUGCCAGAGUUUGAUGAAUCGAAGCGGAGCUGUCGGAGGCGAUUGGCCGGACAUAACGAAAGGCGCCGGAAGAGCUCGGGUGAGUCGUCGUCAUCGGCAGCGGAAGGUUCGAGUGGUCGUAGCGGGAUGAUGAUGAGUGCUCAGACGAAAGAGUCACAUUACUAUGGUGAUGAUCAAAGAGGCAGAGUUCCAAUGGGAUUCCAUGGAAGUUCAUCUCUUAAGCGUUCCCAGAUCAAAUAAAAGGGAGCUUAAUCAAUUAAGGACCAAAAACAAAA